Eriocheir sinensis (Chinese mitten crab) is the source of this 1463-nucleotide messenger RNA. RefSeq names its product RNA-binding protein 28-like. The record is from RefSeq and is a predicted model, not a curated record. The transcript has 5 exons. NCBI's taxonomy places the organism in Eukaryota, Metazoa, Arthropoda, Malacostraca, Decapoda, Varunidae. Bases 697 to 1248 code for a protein of 183 amino acids. Gene Ontology annotation, molecular function: RNA binding.
GUGUUUAGUGCCUUAUCCAGAUGAUGAUCGAUGGAAACAUGAUUUUUGCAAUUAUUGACAUAUUUGGACAGUGUGGCAAUGAUGGUUUUAUUAACUCUUGAACCUCGAAGUUAGCUAAAAUGCGUCUGAUACUGGAAUACGAUCUAUUGGAUAAGGGUAAUGCCUCCCGUGGCUAGGGAGGGACGCACGAGAGCGCUGCAGUUUGCAUAAAGUGAAAUGAUAAGGAAUAAGGUGUCCGUGAGGGGCGUGAACAGCACGGAAAAGAGAAAAGGGGGAAAAAAUAGUGAAGGAUUCACCUUAGGAAGGUGCUAACUUUGGUUUUAAAUAACUCACCAUUUCUUCUUCGUCCGACUCACAGUGAAUCGUAUUGUAGUGUAGGUGCCUUCUCUUGGUACUUUCUCAUAUAUACUGCAUACUCAUUCUUCUUCUAUUGCUUAUUCGCCUCCAUGGCGCAGGGGUUAGCGUACCUAUAUAUAGUUUUGAAUACGCGGUCCUGGUUCGAAUCUCGGCUCGGGUAGUCGGCCUGCAGCUUAUCCAGUUGUUCAUCCUCCCUUUCGGGCUGAUCGAUAAAUGGGUAGGCUACCUGAGGAAACCUUGGGGAAGGUAAACUGUGAUAAGCCGGAUGUCAAGCUGGCUCUGUCUCCAGGAACAAUGUUUUCAUUGCCCACCACAGGCUAAAGGGACAAUGCGGCGGGGAUGAGCACCGAGGCCACGCGCAGCUAUAGCGAAGCGGCGCAGGCCCCAGCAGUGACGGUGGUUGUUCACAAUCUCCCGAUCGGCACUACGGCCCCUGAGCUGCGCGCCCUCUGUGAACACGUGGGCGAGGUUGUGGAGGUGGAGAUACCCAGCAGGACGGCGCUAUUUACCAAAUUUAUUUAUGGGUUUGUGAGGUUCGCGAAUCUUGAGACGUCGCGCGCAGCUGUCAAGAAGCUGAGCAGUAUUGUCGUGGGAAACCGUCACCUCAGAGCACAGAUCGCCCGCGAACAUUGGCGGAACACGAAUGAGGUCACAGUGCCCCGUGCCGGCGUUGAGGGAGGGCUGGAUGAUGAUGAUGAUGAUGAUGAGGAGGAGGAGGAGGAGGAGGAGCGAGCAGACGAAUCGACGAGGAGCGUGACGGAGAAGGUUGACGCAAAUUCAAGGCCAAGUUCUGGGGCUCAACGUUACAUCCUGCGGGAGUGUCGAUGGCAGUGGCAGCUGCAUCGCCGGCGCCACCCAAACAGAGGUGCCGGCCGGCAUGCAACCAGCUAGCUCAGCCGGUGGCGUGGCCUCGCACACUCCCUCCCACACCCUCACCACCCGCAGCCCCUCCCUCACACCAAGCAGACUCAGUGUCACUCCAGUAGCCGUGGGAGAAGGGUGUGCUGUGCUUCGUUACCUGCAGGUCAGCGCUCUACCACACGUGAACGUUCUACCUGUAGCUUCCUGUGCCGGCGGAGGGGCAGCACCGUAACGCCUUCACGUGG